Fragaria vesca subsp. vesca is the source of this 2606-nucleotide messenger RNA. RefSeq names its product exocyst complex component 7-like. Gene Ontology annotation, cellular component: exocyst. The record is from RefSeq and is a predicted model, not a curated record. NCBI's taxonomy places the organism in Eukaryota, Viridiplantae, Streptophyta, Magnoliopsida, Rosales, Rosaceae. The transcript is spliced from 2 exons. Gene Ontology annotation, molecular function: phosphatidylinositol-4,5-bisphosphate binding. Gene Ontology annotation, biological process: exocytosis. Bases 403 to 2379 code for a protein of 658 amino acids.
CCCCUCAUAUUACUCAUUUUGCCUAAAACCACUCAGUCAGCGCUUGUUUAUUUUCCCAGAUCUUGUUCUUCCCUUGUUCAAAGAUUUUGCUAUCUAUGAAGUUUCUGAUGAAGUGAUGAACUGAAGUAGUCUGAGACUGCAAAAGAGGACUUGUUCUUUUUCCUCAAAUCUCUUUUGGGUUCCCACUACAAUUGUUGCAAGUAUUAUAUGGUGCUCUGUAUUGGGUUUCUGCCCUUUUCAAUAUAGAGUUGAGUGGAAUCAGAAGUAUUGGUUUUUGGGUUGUGCCAGCAAAGAGGGUAGGUGUGUUUUGCUUUGCUGAUUUGGGGGAAUAGGGAGGUUUUGGUUGAUUUGCCAAAGUGUUUUGGAGUGGAGGCUGACUGGGUUGUUUAGUUUAUUGUGGCUAUGGGGGAUUGUAAACCUGGAAACCCUGAAGUGGAGGUUGGGGAGGACUUGAUUGUUGCAGCCAAAAGCAUAGCAAGGGCAUUGGGUUCCAAGAAGAAUCUUACACACGGCGAGAGGAAGAUUUUGGCUGAUCUUGGUACCAAGUUGUCAUCCCUGAUGACUAAUAGGAGCACACUGAAUGAGAUAAAGGUGGAGGACUUUGGUGAUAUUGAAGAUCGGCUUAAUUCGAUUCAGGAUAAGGUCAUGGGGUGGGAGGCAGAUCAGACCAUGAUAUGGGAUUCGAGCUCAAAUGAGGCGAAUGAGUACUUGAACACGGUGGAGGAGGCUCGGCAGGUGAUUGAGAGUUUAGAGAGUUUGUGUCUGAGUAAAGAUGAUGAAAAGUAUGAGCUGUUGAACAGGGCUAAUGAUGUUCUUCAAACGGCGAUGACUAGGCUGGAGGAUGAGUUCAGGUACAUGCUUGUUCAGAACAGGCAGCCUUGUGCACCGGAGCACAUGUCUUUUCGUUCAUGUGAAGAGGAUGCUGUGGAUGUGAACUCAUUGAUGUCUUUUGGGGAUGACUCAGUUGAGGACUCAAUUCAAAGGGACAGUGUUAGCCGGACCUCUGAGGAUUCCAUCAUUGAUUUGGUUCGCCCUGAAGUGAUUCCUGACUUGAGGUGCAUUGCAAAUAUGAUGUUCAAUUGCAAUUAUGAGAGGGAAUGUACACAAGCUUAUACCACCCUCCGAAGGGAUGCCUUGGAUGAGUCUCUCUCGUAUCUUGAAAUUCAGAAACUGAGCAUUGAAGAUGUGAGGAAGAUGGAGUGGGUUUCUUUGAAUUCUAAAAUCAGAAGAUGGGUUUGGGUAAUGAAGAUUUUCGUGCGGAUUUAUCUUGCUAGUGAAAAAUGGCUCAGUGAACAGAUUUUUGAGGAGCUUGGACCUGUUCGGCUAGAUUGUUUUGUUGAGGCAUCAAAGGCUUCAAUACUGCAGCUUCUCAAUUUUGCUGAAGCCAUGUCUAUCGGCCCUCAUCAGCCAGAAAAGUUGGUUCGCAUUCUUGACAUGUAUGAGGUGCUAGCGGAUGUCCUUCCUGAUAUAGAUGAUCUAUACUUUGGUGAGGCUGGCUCUUCUAUUAGUAUGGAGUGUCAUGAUGUCCUGCUGAGACUGGGUGAAUCUGUGAAGGCAACAGUUAUUGAAUUUGAGAAUGCCAUUGCCUCAAACCCUUCCACUAACCCUGUUUCAGGUGGGGGUAUACACCCACUGACUAGAUAUGUGAUGAAUUACAUGAGGACUCUUACAGACUAUGGUCAGAUCCUUGAUCUGCUUCUUAAGGAUUGUGAUGAAGGUGAUCCCGUUUCGUUGUCUCCUGACACUAGUCCAACUAAAGAAGAGGAGAACAAAAGCACUCAUGAUUCUUCAGGCAGAAAAUCCCCAAUGGCGCGCCAGUUCUUAUCAUUUGCUUCAAGUCUGGAAUCCAACCUUGAUGAGAAGUCAAAGUUAUAUAGGGAUGCUUCUUUGCAACAUGUGUUUUUGAUGAACAAUAUACAUUACAUGGCUCAGAAGGUUAAAGGGGCAGAAUUGAGGCUUAUAUUUGAAGAUGAUUGGAUUCGAAAGCGCAACAGGAAAUUUCAACAGCAUGCAAUGAGCUACCAGAGAGCUAGUUGGAGUUACAUCCUUUCUUUACUAAAAGAGGAGGGCAUUCAAAAUCCGGGGUCAAAUUCUAUCUCAAAAAGCCUUCUCAAGGAAAGGCUCCGUAGCUUUUAUCUUGCUUUUGAGGAGAUAUACAAGGUGCAGUCGGCAUGGCUCAUUCCAGAUCCUCAGCUUCGAGAAGACUUGCAAAUCUCAACAUCCCUCAAUGUGAUCCAAGCUUACAGGACAUUCGUGGGACGACACUCCAAUGACAUAAGUGACAAGCUCAUCAAGUAUAGUGCUGAUGACAUGGAGAAUUACCUCAUGGAUCUCUUUGAAGGUUCCCCAAAAUUAUUACAAAGUUCCAGCCGGAGGUGACAGCACCAUGAAAAAGAACUGGUAUGUUACUUACAGCAGAGGAAUGAUUUUAUUCUAAGUUCCACUCUACUCAUGUAUGAUUAAUUAACAGUUUACUGGGUUCAAAUCCUCAUUAGUUUCUUCUGUGCAAUGUAAUAUGAUGAACUUUGUUCACUUUGUGAUCUCUGUACUCAAUGUGAUACUACCUAAUGGAUGCUGCAAUGUUUUAUAUUAAACUUCUUCAUGUU